CGUUUAUGUUUCGAACAAUCCCAAUCAAUUGUUUCUCCCAUUUCAAUUUCUAAGUCAAUCACGAACCCAACUGCGACCACAUUAGCAGGAAUUGUAGCCGAAAAGCGUCACCGCAUGCGGUGCCCCCCAUAAUCUCCAGCCAUGGGCUUCACAACUGGCUUCCUCAGCGGAAUCACCAUUACUACCUCCCUCCUCUACCUGACCGUCCUCUCCCAGAACAGCACUCGCGCCACCCAACGCACCCUCCUCUCCCAACAGCGCGCUCUCCUCACGCAAACCUACGACCCGGUCCCCUCACUGCCGGAACCGCGAGCACACACCGAAAAUGCCGGACUGUCCGAGAUGGCGAAGGAUCGGUGGAACGCAGAUGUGGAGAGGUUAGCGCGGUGGGCGAGUAAUAUCAAUUGGGAUGAGGUGAGGGAGCGGGUGGAGGUUGGGGCGGGCAAUGUGUGGCGGAAGGUGAGGGAGGCAGGAGAACCGAUGCGGGAACGGGUGGAGAAUGCGGAGGUGGAAGAGGAGAAGCCGAAGGAGGUAGCGGUCACGGUUACGCCAGUGGAGAAGAGUCGGUGGGGGUGGGGGAAGUCGAGUUGA
Molecule: messenger RNA, 591 nt
Organism: Eremomyces bilateralis CBS 781.70
Lineage: Eukaryota; Fungi; Ascomycota; Dothideomycetes; Eremomycetales; Eremomycetaceae
Exons: 2
Coding region: 142-591 (149 amino acids)
Biological process (GO): cristae formation
Cellular component (GO): mitochondrial crista junction; MICOS complex
Source: RefSeq, a predicted model, not a curated record